This is a messenger RNA of Trichogramma pretiosum, 1723 nucleotides long. RefSeq names its product translation initiation factor eIF-2B subunit delta (gene eIF2Bdelta). Lineage: Eukaryota; Metazoa; Arthropoda; Insecta; Hymenoptera; Trichogrammatidae. The record is from RefSeq and is a predicted model, not a curated record. Bases 404 to 1663 code for a protein of 419 amino acids. The transcript is spliced from 5 exons.
UUUUUGUAUUGUUCUUUAUAUUCAUAUUCAUAUAAAAUUAAUUAGUUGUUCCAUUAAUUAUCAUUAUCAUGCAUUGAUGAUAACAUUCAACAUUUAUGAUAAGUUUGAAACCAAUUAUGAAUAGCGUUCACUCGAGCGGCGUGUGCUCACUGUAAACUUACAGUCAUAUACUUGUUCGUUUUUGUCAUCUUUCAGUGAGGAAUGAAUAACUUACUCGCAGGCCGCAGCGCACUAGGCAAUUGUACCCGCACAUUACUAUUUCGUAGCAUUAGUUUUCUCAUUAAUUUUUUCGGGUGACUUGUUGAUUGUUCUCAAGAAUUAUCAGCGAAUAAACGUUUUACUAUAAUUGUGAGUAAUAUAAACUAAGUUCGAGUACGUGUAUUUACGUAUUUAAGUAAAAAAAAUGAUACAAACCGAAGGGAAAACGCGGUCGGAAUUAAGGGCUGAGAGGAGGUUAAAACAAGAAGCACAGCGUGCUGCAAAAAAACAAAUUAAUGAAAAUAAAAAAGUGUUGAAAUCUCAAGAUGAUAAAGUGUCAACUGCUCCAGCUAAUCCUGUGCGUGUCCGUCCCCAAUGUAAAAAAACAAACAAUACUAAAGAUAGUGUCUGUGAAGUGAAAUUAUUCAAACAUUUAUACUCUUAUAGCAAAAACUCGUCAAUUAUUUUGAAUCCAAAAAAUUUUAACGUUCAUCCUUCAAUAUUAAAAUUAGGAAUUAAGUAUGCUAAUAAAAUUAUAGUUGGAACCAAUUCCAGAUGUCUUGCUUAUUUAAAUGCUAUCAAAGACUUGAUUAAUGAUUAUACAAAACCAACGAAUGUUGAUUUUACCAGAGGGCUUAAGAAUAGUAUUCAAGAAGCACUAAGUUAUCUGGAUGCAUGUCGUCCAAGUUCAGCAAACAUGUUGUUAGCUUCUACAGCACAUCUUGAAGGUCGAAUAUCUCAACUUCCACUCACUAUGACUGAUGAUGAAGUAAAAAGGAAAUUAACCAACAUUAUUGACGAUUACAUGGAAGAACAAAUAUUAUUGGCAGAUAGAGCAAUAUCUAAUUCCAUUAAUAAAAAAAUCAUGUAUCAAGAUACUCUGGUAGUGUAUGGAUUUUCGUCGCUGAUCUAUUCAAUUUUACUUGAUGCUCACAAAACAGGAAAAAAUUUGAAAAUUAUAGUUGUUGACGGACAUCCUUGGUUAGAAGGUAGAGAACUUUUAAGACGUUUGUCUAAGCAUGGCAUUGACUGUUCCUACAUGAUGAUGAAUGCUUUGAGUUUUGUUAUGCCACAGGUUAAUAAAGUCUUGUUAGGAGCCCAUGCAAUUUUGGCUAAUGGUUCUGUAAUGGCCAGAGUCGGAACAUCUCAAAUUGCUUUGACAGCAAAGGCUUUUAGUGUCCCUGUUCUCGUUGUCUGUGGAGCUCAUAAAUCAUGUGAAAGGGUUCAAACGGAUUCUUUCGUUUAUAAUGAAAUAGGAGAUCCCGAUUUCUUACUUGAAAAUUCUUUAUUUUGCAUAAGAAAGAGAGGCAUUGUCAAUUGGAAAUCGAAAAAAUCUCUCAGUUUAUUGAAUAUAACAUACGAUGUUACACCAGCCAAUCUAGUCAAUGCUGUUAUAACAGAAUUGGCGGUAUUACAUGGUACUAGUAUACCAGUUAUUCUCCGAUUAAAGCCAUCUGAAAUAUAAUUUUUUAUUAUUAGAAAGUAUUGUUAAUUUUUGAUUGAAAAUAAAGAAAUGAUUAUGAUC